UUGCCCCUAUAUUUCCCUACUCUCGCGAAUUAAUUUGUUUGUGUUCUCGUAAACGUCCGCGUCGUCACGUCGCUAAACAGCAACAACACACAAGCACAAACAACGAAGAUAUCAACGACGCAGUUGUGAUUUGGAAAUGUUAUUGCUCCAGUAAAGUGCAACCACAAGCGGAAAAACUAACAACUAACAACAAAACAUGGAGUCCUUGCAACACCUGCUGCUGCUGACGUCUCUACUCCUGGUGGCCGGCGGCGGCAUUGGCUUCAUCCCCCAAGUGGUGGGGGCUGAUCAGGAGGAGGUCAGCAUUGUCCACUACCAGCCGGAGCAAGUGCAUCUGGCCUUUGGCGAGCGCACCGCAAGCGAGAUGGUUGUCACCUGGUCAACGCGCAGCUUGCCGCCGGAUACGGCCAGCGUUGUCGAGUACGGACUGAUAGUGGCCGGACAGGCACCCUCCAGGCUCAAUCAGCGUGCCCAAGGCACGGCCACCAGGUUCGUGGAUGGCGGCCGUAAGCACUCCACGCAGUUUAUCCACAGGGUGACGCUUAGCCAGCUGGAGGCGAACUCCUCCUAUGCCUAUCACUGCGGCAGCGCCCUCGGCUGGUCGGCCGUCUAUCAGUUUCGAACGGUACCCGACGCCGACGCGGACUGGUCGCCCUCGCUGGCCAUCUACGGGGACAUGGGAAACGAGAAUGCCCAGUCGCUGGCCCGUCUGCAGCAGGAGACGCAGCAGGGAAUGUACGAUGCCAUCAUUCAUGUGGGUGACUUUGCCUACGACAUGAACACGAAGGAGGCGCGCGUCGGGGAUGAGUUUAUGCGGCAGAUCGAGACAGUGGCCGCCUACCUACCUUACAUGGUGGUGCCGGGCAACCACGAAGAAAAGUUCAAUUUCUCCAACUAUCGAGCCCGAUUCAGCAUGCCGGGUGGGACGGAGAACAUGUUCUACAGUUUCGAUCUGGGGCCCGUGCACUUCAUCGGCAUCUCGACGGAGGUCUACUACUUUAUGAAUUACGGCGUCAAGAGCCUGGUCUUUCAGUACGAAUGGCUAAGGAGGGACCUGGAGCAGGCCAAUCUGCCUGAGAAUCGCUCGAAGCGUCCGUGGAUCAUCAUCUAUGGCCAUCGGCCCAUGUACUGCAGCAACGAAAACGACAACGACUGCACCCACUCGGAGACCCUCACCAGAGUUGGCUGGCCCUUUGUCCACAUGUUCGGACUGGAGCCGCUCCUCUAUGAAUUUGGCGUGGAUGUUGCCAUCUGGGCCCACGAGCAUUCGUACGAGCGUCUGUGGCCCAUUUACGAUUACGAGGUGCGCAAUGGAACGCUCCAGGGCUCGCCCUACGAGAAUCCCGGUGCGCCGGUCCAUAUUGUGACGGGUUCGGCCGGGUGCAAUGAGGGACGUGAGCCGUUCAAGGGUAAAAUACCCGAAUGGAGUGCCUUCCACAGCCAGGACUAUGGCUAUACCCGCCUCAAGGCCCACAAUCGCACCCACUUGCACUUCGAGCAGGUCUCCGACGACCAGAACGGAGCCAUCAUAGAUCAAUUCUGGCUAAUCAAAUCUCAUCACGGCAGCUAUCAGAAUCAGAACUGAGGCCCAGGCCAAACCAAGCUGAACGAGUCUCGGUCAAUCGGCAACCGGUAAAAACCGGAGCACCUGUAGCCACUGCAGGAACUGUAGAAUUACUGGCAGUAUUAGUAGCGCACAUUCUCGAUCACCACUUAGGAAUUAGCUUUAGCAGACAGCGGUAACAUUCCCCAGUCGAGCCCAGAACAAACAGCAAACUGUAUUUUAAUUAGACAAUUCAAUGGUUCAGCCAUUUAUGUGGAUACUACUUUUGCAAGUGCAUUUAAUGUUAAUACACAUAUAAGAAUACAAACAUAUAUUGUAAGAGCCCCGAUACCCGCAUUGAAAUCGGAACAAGAGGUGGAGGGAUCUAUUUUGUAUAUUUCUAUGUACUUUGUGAGCGCCAGCAGCUUUGUAUUUUCAAUGUCCGUUUGGUCUGUAUGGCAGGAAAGGCAUUUAUGUACCCCUAUGUAUAUAUGUAUGUCUGCAUAUCCGUAUCUUAUAGAACAACGUUGGGCAGGCUUCUUGAAAGCCAUUGAAAGCGAUUUUUUGGCAAUGAAAUAUUUCGUUGCCUCGUUGCGAGCCUUUUAUGAUAGAUAUUUUUUACGAGACGAUUUUAAGGCCACAUAUUCACUCGUUCUUCGUGUAGUCGUUCGCUAAACGCUCUUUUCUGAAUCUUUUUGUACUCGUUUCCAAAUCCGUUUUACGAUUAUUUUGUUUUUCUGUCGUGUAAUGGAUACUUUUACUUACAAAACGCUCGUUUUUAAGAGAUAAAUAUUCAAUAAUG
Messenger RNA from Drosophila persimilis, 2345 nucleotides. Its product is annotated as acid phosphatase type 7. Lineage: Eukaryota; Metazoa; Arthropoda; Insecta; Diptera; Drosophilidae. Gene Ontology annotation, molecular function: metal ion binding; acid phosphatase activity; protein binding. The coding region runs from base 197 to 1585 and encodes 462 amino acids. The record is from RefSeq and is a predicted model, not a curated record. The transcript has 4 exons.